This is a messenger RNA of Boleophthalmus pectinirostris (great blue-spotted mudskipper), 3674 nucleotides long. It is a transcript of the gene fut8b, whose product is annotated as fucosyltransferase 8b (alpha (1,6) fucosyltransferase). Gene Ontology annotation, cellular component: Golgi cisterna membrane. The record is from RefSeq and is a predicted model, not a curated record. The transcript is spliced from 12 exons. Gene Ontology annotation, molecular function: protein binding; glycoprotein 6-alpha-L-fucosyltransferase activity. Gene Ontology annotation, biological process: protein N-linked glycosylation. Bases 783 to 2534 code for a protein of 583 amino acids. Lineage: Eukaryota; Metazoa; Chordata; Actinopteri; Gobiiformes; Gobiidae.
CUUGUUGUUGACACCGGCCAUACAGCGGAUCGUCACAGAACCGCUUCGCCCGCUGCUCUAUCCACGCAGACCGCCUCGUUUACAGUUCCUGCUCCCUUGGCUACGUUUCCCCACAUCUUAUUUUGCGGAGCGACUCACCCCGGGAGCUACUGCGCCACAGGGAACGUCCAGCAAACCCCGGCUCGGAUGCUUCGGGGAGCCGGUGUAGCAUGUCCAACCAAGAUUGCGUGACGUUCCGAGUUGUUUCAAGAGUGGACUAAAACUUUUUCGUUUGGGAAUGCGUGUUGUCGGCCUAUGAGGACUUCCUAGAGGGAAAAAGCGAAAUUGGAAUAUUGGGAAUUUCCAGGAGCAGUGGGACUCAUCUCCAGAUCUUGAGCUACUCUUGGUCCAGAUCAUCUUAGCGGGAGGAUUUGACCUAUGAAUCCACCCUCUCCAUCCAACAUCCCACUCACCAACUCCAAACGAACGCAAAAACACCCAGGGAAGCUCGCACGACUUACCUCCUCCACCCCCAGCUCUGAGCAGCAUGCCGGGCACGCUUUAGCCCCCUCUAAAAGCCUGGAUGAUCAAAGUCCGACGCACUCCUGAGCUCCAACCUCCGCCGCCGCAUCACCACCCCAGCCGCCCCGCCAUCCACGCACCGCCACCCCGACCAGAGAUGCCCAUGCCUGCCUCGCUGCAUCAGUCGCGGGGCUUGUGACUUGCAGACAUCCAGGCUCGCGGCGGCGGUGGUGGCGGUGGUGGUGGGCGGGGGCAAGACGCCGAUCGGAGGAGGCCGAACCAUGCGACCCUGGGCGGGAUCGUGGAGGUGGAUUACCCUGGUGCUGCUCGCCUGGGGGACCCUCCUCUUCUACAUAGGCGGGCACCUGGUGAGGGACAGCGAGCACCCGGAGAGGUCCAGUCGGGAGCUGUCCAAGAUCCUGGCCAAACUGGAGAGGCUCAAGCAGCAGAAUGAGGACCUGCGACGCAUGGCCGAAUCACUCAGGAUACCGGAGGGGCAGGCUGAGGCGGGCUCUGUGGCUGCCGGACGACUGCGCUCUCUGGAAGACCAGCUGACCCGAGCCAAACAGAAAAUCCACAACUUUCAGAAACUCACAGGAGACGGCCCGGGCCCCACUCAGGAGGAGCUGCGGAGGCGUGUGGAGAACGGAGUCAAAGAGUUCUGGUACUUCGUCCGCAGCGAAGUGAAGAAACUGGCUAAUACCGAGGAGAGUGAGAGGCCUAAGUACGCAGAGGUGCUACUACAGGACCUGGGCCAGCAGGAGAGAUCCAUCAUGACAGACUUGUACUACCUCAGCCAGGCCGAUGGAGUGGGCGAGUGGAGAGCCAAGGAGGCCAAAGAUCUGUCCGACUUGGUCCAGAACAGAAUCACCUACCUACAGAACCCUCCCGACUGCAGCAAGGCCCGUAAGCUGGUGUGUAACAUCAACAAGGGCUGUGGGUACGGCUGCCAGCUGCACCACGUGGUCUACUGCUUCAUGAUCGCCUACGGCACCCAGCGCACCCUCAUCCUGGAGUCCCACAACUGGAGGUACGCGCCCGGCGGCUGGGAGACCGUGUUCCUGCCCGUGAGCAACACCUGCACCGACCGCUCCGGAGCCUCCACUGGACACUGGUCUGGAGAAGCUCAUGACAAGGACGUCCAGGUGGUAGAGCUGCCCAUCGUGGACAGUCUCCACCCGCGCCCUCCCUACCUGCCCCUGGCCAUCCCCGAGGACCUGGCCCCUCGGCUCCAGAGGCUCCACGGCGACCCCUCCGUCUGGUGGGUCUCGCAGUUCGUCAAGUACCUGGUCCGACCCCAAGCCUGGCUCGAGAAGGAGAUCCAGCAGACCACGGCCAAACUGGGCUUCAAGCAUCCCGUCAUCGGCGUGCACGUGCGGAGGACGGACAAGGUCGGCACGGAGGCGGCGUUCCAUCCCAUCGAGGAGUACAUGGUCCACGUGGAGGAGCAGUUCCAGCAUUUGGCUCGGCGCGGACACGUGGACAAGAAACGGGUUUACCUAGCAACAGAUGACCCGUCUCUGCUACAGGAGGCCAAGACCAAGUAUCCAGACUACGAGUUCAUCAGCGAUAACUCCAUCUCGUGGUCGGCCGGACUGCACAACCGCUACACCGAGAACUCCCUGCGCGGCGUCAUCCUGGACAUCCACUUCCUGUCCCAGACCGACUUCCUGGUCUGCACCUUCUCCUCACAGGUUUGUCGAGUGGCUUACGAAAUCAUGCAGACCCUCCACCCGGACGCCUCCUCCUUCUUCUACUCCUUGGACGACAUUUACUACUUCGGGGGUCAGAACGCCCACAACCAGAUCGCCGUGUACCCGCACCAGGCCCGCAACAACGAGGACAUACCCCUGGAACCCGGAGACGUCAUCGGAGUCGCCGGCAACCACUGGGACGGCUACUCGAAAGGCAUCAACCGCAAGCUGGGACGUACCGGUCUUUACCCCUCCUACAAGGUGAAGGAGAAGAUCGAGACGGUGAAAUACCCCACCUACCCCGAAGCGGACAAACUGCUCAAUUCCCAAAAUAAUUAACAAAAAAUAUUCCAAGCAAGUGAAGGAUUAAUAUUUAAAUUGAAGGAGCUUUUUUUGUACAGACUUUACCUAAGCUGAAAAAUCCAGGGGUGACCAAUGACAGAAAAUGCAUUGUGUUUUUAUGUAUGACGCAAUUGUGUUAAUGCCUACGUUAGGUCAUGGAAGACUUGCACCUAAAUCUACUAUUAAUACAACCUCCCCUCACCUACCAAUGGCCUACAAAAACACUAGAGACGUAGAGGCAUUUUAAAUACAAAGACGACUGACCUAGUUCGCAAAGAGUUGUGGGGCAAUGGGACACCCCUGCCUUGUACCUGCAAGCAUUGACUGAACAAAAAACUGGAAGAAAAAAGUGUUGAGAUUUUUAUUUAAAUUCUUUUCAAGUGAUUUUAACCUUUGCCUUUUGCUCCGUUCCUGCUGUUUUAUUUUUUUUUGUUUUUUGUUUCUUAUUUGAUUGAAUGUACUGUAAUUUCUCUAUUGCCAUGCUCACCGAGGCCCUUUUUGACCCCCUUUCCUACUCACUGUACACUGCCCCUCCCCCGCUCCUCAUCUCUACAUGUGCAAUUAAUUUUAUGGAAACCAUAUUGUGCUUUUUUAAGUGUUUUUAAAUGGUCUUAAUGAAUUCAUUUCGGUGCGACUGUGGCUUGUGCAUUGUGUACUGUACAUUGGAUGCGUGAGAGACUCCGGAAAGAAAAGCGCGGAUGAACAAAGCUUUUAAAACGUCAAUGGGGCCAUGUCACGAUGGUGCCUAUUAUUGAUUAAAAAAAAAAAGUGUGUUUUUAUAUUAUUUUUGCCUCUAUUUCAACUUCACUCCAGACUGAAUAAUGUUAAGUGGCACUGAAUUGAAAUGCCAGUCACUCCAAUGAAAAAAGAACAAUGAUGCGAUUAUGGCUAACUCCCAAAUGCACGUGGCUCACCAAUUUCAAAGCACUCCACUUACAAAAAACAUCCCUCAAAACCCCUUCACUGUCUGUCAAAAUGUUGUCUUUUACCUUUUUUACUUUUGCUGGUUUAAAUUUAAGAGAAAAUAAUGUUACAACACCAUUUCAAAUCCUCCCAAAAUCAUGAAGGCUUUUUUUAUGUUCACGGGCAUUGUCUUUGAUAAUCACCAAUCAAAAUAAACUUGAGAAACCAACACAG